This is a messenger RNA of Spodoptera frugiperda (fall armyworm), 924 nucleotides long. Its product is annotated as venom allergen 5. NCBI's taxonomy places the organism in Eukaryota, Metazoa, Arthropoda, Insecta, Lepidoptera, Noctuidae. The record is from RefSeq and is a predicted model, not a curated record. The coding region runs from base 1 to 924 and encodes 307 amino acids. The transcript has 8 exons.
AUGAUUGUUCAUAUUAUAACACUGACCGUUUUAUUGAUAAAGUCAUCGAAAUGUUCAGAAAUCAUUGAUGCCCAAUCUCAGGAUACCAUCUACGUGUCUGAAUACUGUCCUAGGCAGAAAUAUUGCAGAGAUGGCACCCAUGUUAUGUGCAUGUAUUAUGAUCAUGACCAUGAAUUUGGACCACGCUGUGGGAACCCAGUUAGAGCCGAAGUUACGCCUAAAAUGGUAGAAGCUAUACUACAAAAUGUGAACAAUAUAAGAGGUAAACUAUCCAGUGGCGUUGAAAGAGGGAAAGACGAUGUAGUUCUGCCGAGAGCUUAUGGAAUGAUGAAAAUAGAAUGGGACAGAGAAUUGGCAACUUUAGCACAAGUACUGGCUAACCAAUGCCUGGGCGGACGAGAGGAUAUCUGUAGAUCUACUGAUAAAUUUCCGAAUCCAAGUCAAAGUAUAGCCAUAGUACACUUCAAGUACCCGAACUGGGAAUACAUAAGGCUCAACAACACUGAAAAGGGUUUAAACGAAGAAAAGCUAACAUUUGCCAUGGACAGGUUCUUGAAAUCUGCUCAUGUUUUGAAGAGAACCGUUACUAAGGACAUCAUAAUGGAAUGUCCUGCUUUCAAUGACCUUCCAGACUUAAAUUCGAAAUAUUAUCUCAAUUUAAUACGAGGUGGAGCCACGCACAUCGGUUGCGGUGUCUCUGCGUAUUCCAAAUACAAAAUUGAUGGACAAACUGAGUCCGUACAGAAUAGCGUACAAGUGGUAUGCAAUAUCUCGGACGGUCCCCAACCGGGGGAGCCUCUUUAUAACACUGAACCCCCAUUGCCUGGUUUGGGUUUCACCAAGCGCUGUGGGUGUCCACAAGGAUCCAAGGAAACUAGGAACUGUCUCUGUGAAAGAACAUCCGAUGAUUGGACAAGUAUGUAA